This is a messenger RNA of Euleptes europaea (tarantolino), 1360 nucleotides long. RefSeq names its product acylglycerol kinase (gene AGK). Gene Ontology annotation, biological process: protein insertion into mitochondrial inner membrane; ceramide biosynthetic process. Lineage: Eukaryota; Metazoa; Chordata; Lepidosauria; Squamata; Sphaerodactylidae. The transcript is spliced from 15 exons. The record is from RefSeq and is a predicted model, not a curated record. Gene Ontology annotation, molecular function: acylglycerol kinase activity; ATP-dependent diacylglycerol kinase activity; ceramide kinase activity. Gene Ontology annotation, cellular component: TIM22 mitochondrial import inner membrane insertion complex; mitochondrion. The coding region runs from base 54 to 1325 and encodes 423 amino acids.
CCGUUUCUUCACAUCGGAAUCCUUGUAAGGUGUGCUGCAGAAUAAAACAAAACAUGGCCAAGGUGAUCAAAAUGUUUCAAACCCUUAGAAAUCACUGGAAGAAGACUACCGUUGGGAUCGGCCUGCUCACUUGGGGAGGAAACUGGCUAUAUGGAAAGCACUGCGAUAACCUGCUAAGGAGAGCUGCAUGCCAAGAAGCCCAGGUGUUCGGCAACCAGAUUAUUCUUCCGAACGAGCAGAUAAAGAAAGCAACGGUAUUUCUCAACCCCGCCGCUUGUAAAGGCAAAGCCAGGAGCCUUUUUGAAAAGAACGCAGCCCCGAUUCUACACUUGUCUGGGUUGGAUGUGACUGUUGUAAAGACUGAUUAUGAAGGUCAAGCCAAGAAGCUGCUGGAGCUGAUGGAAAACACAGACGUGAUCAUUAUCGCAGGAGGGGAUGGGACUGUGCAGGAGGUAAUAACCGGACUUCUCCGAAGGGCAGAUGAGGCUGCUUUCAGUAAGAUUCCAAUAGGAUUCAUUCCCCUUGGAAAAACCAGCACCUUAAGCCACACGCUUUAUCCUGAGAGCGUCAGCCAAGUCCAACACAUUACUGAUGCCACACUGUCAAUUUUGAAAGGAGAGACGAUCCCAGUUGACGUACUGCAGAUCAAGGGAAACAAAGACCAGCCUGUGUUUGCUGUGACGGGAUUGAGAUGGGGCGCUUACAGAGACGCCGGGGUGAAAGUCAGCAAGUACUGGUACCUUGGGCCUCUGAAAGCUAAAGCAGCCCACUUUUUCAAUACAUUCAAGGGGUGGCCUCAGAAGCAUCCAGCCUCCCUCACCUAUUUGGGCCCAACUCCAAGGCCUCCAGAGGAGCCGGAGCAGACGACUGGGAGGCCGCCUUUAUACAUCAGGCUUUACAAGAGGCUUGCACAGUACUGGGCACCAGCUCUAAAAGAAAUCCCAACGGAGGUGACCCCUGAGGCCUGGCAAGAAACCCAGCUGUCUGCGAUUGAAUUGUCCAUCACCACUCAAAACAGACACCUUGACCUGAAACGCACUGAAGACUUCAUGAAUGUUUGCAUUGAACCAGAUACAAUCAGCAAAGGAGACUACAUAAAAAGAGGAAGCCAAAAGAUGCAGGACCCUCACUUAUGUCCAGAAGGAAGCCAGUGUCUUCAGGCCAGCAGGUGUAUCUUACAGCUUCCAGAGGAUACAGAAGGCUUCUUGGCUAUAGACGACGAGGAGUAUGAAGCUAUGCCCGUGGAAGUGAGGCUGUUACCGAGGAAGCUCCGGUUCUUCUGUGACUCCAGGAAAAAAGAGCAAAUGCUUCAAGGUGCAUCAUAGCCAAAGCAGAAGUCACUUGUUAUCGCGAGUGAUUU